UGUCUUCCAAUAUUCAUUUUUGGAAUGCAAAGAAAUUUUUGGGUGCUCACUUUACAUUGAAAAGCACUGUAAAAAAGGCUGUCGAAUUUGUAAUUUGUAGUUAUACAAAAAUGUACUGGUGAAAAAGUAAAGAAAAUAAGCCCCACAAGAGCUUAAAGUAAUAUAUUUUGUGCAAAUUAAUACUAGACGCUUUGAAGUUAUCUGCAUUUGCAAACACUUUCCCCAGCAAUAGGAACAGUACAAAGCAGUUGGGAAUAGUUUGCAUUUGUUGCGGCCAUAUUUGUGAGCUCCGAUUUUAGCUUGAGAGGUUGGCUUCAAGGGGAGUGGAUCUAGUAGAAUCCUUCACAGUACCCUCUGCGCAUGCCAAUCGGUCUUAUUUUGUCAGAGUGAAGGAUUUUACGUGCUUCAGGAGUAGAAAGAUCCAGGUUGGAGGAAAGUGGAAGUUGCGUUGCACAUAAUAAGGCGCCCAGGGAAAGCACAAACGCUUAUAAUUUGUUGGAUAUAAAAAACAACGUAACAUCCCAAAGACAUGGAUGAACAAGAGGAAGUUCAACAAAAUAUGAUAUCGAAUUUACCGUUAUUGUUCGCCAAUGGCUAUCCAACAUCAUUGGAAAAAAUAACAGAGUCACAACUUGAAAAAUUCAUACCAUUCAUGGUACGUUGUUCGCUUGGUCACAUAAAUUUUCAAGAAAAAACAGACUGCAGUGAACCGGAAUGGUGGCCUGAAGAUUUUCCAUUCACCAUACCAUUUACAAAACCGAAGAAAUUCAUUGGGAAUUGGGCGCAAAAAAUGAAGGAAAUUAUCAUAAUAUGCUAUCAAUUUCACAGAAGCGUAUUUCUGCUACGCUUCUGCAACGAUUUAGCUGCGUAUGAGCAUGCGAGUCUACGCUUUAUAAACAAUUACAAUUCGACAACUUCACUCUUUGAAAGGCGCAGUAAUAAAUUGUUGGUGACGUUCAGAAAUGAAAACAUGUCAUACGAUCAACCACAGCGCAGUCGCAAAUGUUUAAUGCGACAGAAGUCGAAAAGUGGCAAUCAAGGCAGAUCGGAGGCCGAACAAAUAAUGGUCGAACCAGCACCAUUCGAUAUUUACUUAUGCGACAAUUGCGAUGCUGAACUGUAUUCGAAAGAAGCUAUUUCGGAACAUGAAAAGACUUGUAAUGUGGAUGACGACGAUGACGAUGUCAUUUUAUGUGAUACACCCGAACCUAGCGAAAACAAUGUACAGUCAACAGAUUCGAAACGAAAUACAGAGGACAAUGAGCUACGCAAUGGAUUUCUACUCAAUUUUAACCUGCAAUGUCGUGAUGAAAGCAAAAAUGGUAAAGUUCCCAGUAAGAAUGAACCGUCAAGUGCGUCGAAGGAGACUAAAGACGAGAAAAGCGGAUUCAUGAUUAUAGAUAAAAACAAGCGUAUGCCACGACGCAAUCGUGCUGUACACUCGUUAGCACGUUGCGCCACAAUACCGUUGUCAUCGCCUGCGGGACAACUACUUUUGCGUACUACAAAAACUGCCAUGACACCAGAAUAUUUAACAGAGCGUCUGGAUCGUUUGGAGCGUUUUUGUUUUGCACCCUUACUCUCAAAAUCCCAGGCGAAACCAAAAUAUUUUGAGAAAAAACAGACAUCCACCAAUACACAUUGUACAUUUAAAAAGCCACAAGAAUACAGUACGCAUGUCUAUGUUUUUCCACGACGACAAUUUUCACAACGAAGACGCACCGAAAGUUUUCUCUUCUUGAACUCAUCACUAAUAAGACGCUGCCGUCCCAUAUCGGUACGGCUAAAGAAAAUCACAGAUAACGAAGUGAAAACACGACGUUCAUUACCAAAUACAAAAUUAAAUAUAAAACUAACACGCGAUGCUACACGACGCUCCAAUUGGAAAAUAUCAUCGCCGUCUACCGAAAUCAUUGUGGACACAAUCGAUCUAUGCUCAUCGGAUGAAGAGGAAUGCCGUAUUAGUAGUAGUGGUAGUAGUAGUAAUAAUAGUAGUGAUAAGAAAGCGCAUGAGCUACAAAGACGUAGCGAUCCUGGUACAAGCAUUGAAAUAACGCGUAAAACGUUAGCAACAUUCACCAGCAGUCAUAUCGCCACCAAAACCUCAGCGAAAAGUGCACUAACAAUUACCAGUGGUAAUGGCAAAAAGUUAAGUCUCAAAGAAAUCUCUUUGUUUCCAAUACGAAAAUCGACGCGUACCAAUGGACCGGCUAAAGGACCAGAUAAGCCGCCAUUACCAUUAAAUGCUACAGCAAUAGCUAAUACACGCUUGUCUUUGACAGCAGCAACAACAAGUGUAGCUGUGAAUAGUUCCUCAACAGCAACAACUACUGCUGCAACAGUACCGGCAAUCAGCGAUGCGAAUAAAAUAUCUUCCACUUUCGAUGUGAAUACGCUACUAAAUCCAUCAACUGCUGCAAUAUUUGCGUCGCCGACAGAUAAUGGUAUUUCCUUACCAAAACCCUUACAACCAUCUGUGUAUAUAUUUUCAAAUUAUCCCGCUAACGCAUUGACCUCAACGGUGCCAACAAAUAAUGAAAUUACCACACCAAAUGCUGGUAAUUCAUUUCGCAAUCAAAAUCAAGAAAAUCAUGCACAAAACGGUACUAGCGCCGCGGCGGCGGGACUAGUUGUUAAACACCAAAUAGCCAAUAAUAGUGCAACACCUACAAUUACGCCCGACUGGUAUCCGGAAUUGAAUGCGUUAGCCACUAGUGCUAAUACAAAUUUAAGCAAUACAAAACAAACGCAUCUGGCGGAACGCGAACGUGCACGUAGCCUGUCUUUAGUACCGUCAAGUCGUGUUAUAUCCAUUGAUCUGACCUCUUAAUUUUGUAUGCUAAUAAGUCGCGUUCUAAUGCUAUUACAAUAAUUAAUAAUUAAUUUCUAUACAUUUAUACAAAAAUCUAGUUUAAAUUUAUCUAACGCUCGCAUUAAAACUAUUAACGGCGUUGUGUUUAGGUCUUAAAUCAAACACAUACGCAUACAUACAUACGCACGCACGCACUUUAGUUGAAUGUAUGUGCAGAAGGCUAUAUUGUUGAAAUGUACCUUGUACUAUAUGCUUGUGCAUAUAUAAAACGCGUAUGGACCUACAAAAAAUACCACUGCUGUACUUUUUCUUACAACUCAUUAAUUUAUUUUUAGUUUAUUAUUUAUUAUUCACCAACGUUAAAGCAUAGAAAAAAUAUUUAAAUAACUUAAAAGACUCGACAGGCUCGGCGCAGUGUAGAAACGAUUUUUUGGUUGUAAAAAAUAGUUAAUAUGUUUAUUUUUUUUUUUUAAAUUAAUACAACUGUGAUGGUUGAUUGUAAGCGUGCGUCAGUUUUUAUGUUGUUUUUAGUGCUUUCUGGAGUUAACAAAUGUGCACAAAUAAGUUGUAUUGAUCUCGAUCGAUUGAAUAUUAUAUUUAUUUUUAUAGAAACAUUACAUUAGGGUUGUCGGAAAAUGUGAGAGUGCAAAAUUUUAAAUAUAUUAUAUUACAAAUAAACCGAACUUUUUGCAAGAUUUCAAACUGUAAAAUUUACUUAAAAAUACAUUUUGAAAGAAAAAAAAUAUAUAUAUGUGCAUACAUAUUUUCUAAAUUUUCAGUUUAUUUCAUUUUAUUAAAACGAAAUGCGAUUUUACAAAACUAAUUUUUCCGUUAAGAUUAUGCUACUAUUUCGUUAAACAGCAACUUGCUAAAACUGCAGUAUGUAGUGGCAGUUAAUACCAGAAUAACUGCAUACCUCGCCCUCAAUCAGUCAAGCAUUUAAUAAUAAAAGAACACUUGCUUAUAAAUAAAUACAUUUGUGAAAAACAUGAAAAUACCAAAAACAACAUGAAAUCAUAGCGUUCAUUUUUUUCUAGCACACUUGUUUGCAAUAGUUUCGUACUCCGGUAUAAUAAUUAAAAUUAAGCUAUUAAAAAACAUAUUUUAUACUUUUCUGGAAUUGUUGACAGGUUGAAUGUACCUAAUGUAAAUAUGUACAUAUAUGAUAAUAGUUUUUCUAAAACAAAAAAUAAACUCAUACAUUAGCAAUAUGAAAAGAAAUUUAUCACCAAAUAAUCGUAUCUACUUUUACAGCCAUAAAAUUGCGGGUAAUGCGCAAAUUCUUAAUGAAAUCCGUUGAAUUUCAGUUGUAGUUAUGCAAACAAUCCAAUUUUAAGUUGUACUCGGUGUUAGUCACACUUCCAUGCACACUGGCAUGUAACAAAGAAUGAAGAAAGUUUUGCAAAAUUUGUUUAAUAAUCAUAGCACUGACUUUCGUCAACGAAAAAGCGACAACAUUAAGCAAUAUUUUAUAAUAUAUAAUUGCAAAUUUUGUAACAAAACAUACUUUCGUUUGCUGAGUUUGUAUUAGAAACAAUAUUUCUUAUUUAUUUAACGGAUAUGUUUGUAAAAUGUCAGAAAAGGGUUAAUAGUUUGAGAAUGAUUAAGAUUUUAAGUAUUUCGUAUAAACUAAAUUUAAUUGAACACCGUAGGACUGAAAAACACAUUAACGUUUUACAAAAAUUAGAAUUGGCUAUAAUAUAUAUAUGUAUAUAUAUUUUUUUCUUUUUUGUUUCUUAAAAUCUUAACGACUAGAUUUUUAUGCGCAUUUUUGUAAUUGUUUAUUUCAUCACUUAUUUAGCAAUUAUUCCAUUAAACUGUAAAUUAGUUAAUGCAAAAAUAUACUUAUGGAGCUGAUGAUUUAAGCAUGCGCGUCUACAUAUACGCUACUGCCCCACAAAUUUCCUUAGAAAAUAUGUAUUCUUUAUUUUAUAGUAAUAGCAUCAGUACCUUGCUACACACAAGUGUAUAGUAGUUACUUAUUCACAUAUAUUUAAGUUAAAAGCUAAUUAAUUAACAUUUUAAAUGAUAAUAUGUUGAUAGUUUAUAUAAACACUUGCACUAAGUUGGCAUUAUUUAUAAAUUAUUUGAAAUUGUUAAAAUUGCUUUGGACUUCAUAUCUACUGAGCACUGUCUGCAUUGUCUUGUUAUUUUGUCCAUAACAGGUGUGUGAAUAUAAUUUUAACGUUAAAUUAUUAAUAUAGACUUUUUAGUUUAAUUUAUAUUAUUUUUUAUUUAUUACUAUUUAUUACAGUAAUACAAUUGAAGUAUAGUAAAAGAGUAUCAAUUAUAAAUCCGCAAAUUCGUUUCAAACUUCAGCGAAGACAUUUGUACCUCAUUUACGAACAAAUGUUGAAGAAAUUACAAUAUUAGAAACUACGUUUUUAUGUACUUUUUCUUUUUAAAAUUUUCAUUUCUACCACAAAUGCUAUGUACCCAAAUAUUUAGUAGGUAUAUAUGCUAUAUAUAAGUGAAAUGUAUGUAUGUAACUUACGAAACAUAACAUUUAAGAGAUACACUUUAUUUUUCAAUUAAUUUAUAUUGUAGGAAAAUAAUUUACAAUAUGAAAACACUAAAAAUAUAAUUAUCAAAAAUUUCAUAGUGAAUAUGCAAUGAAAUUAAAUUUAAAUUAUUUAAGUUUGGAAAUUUUGAAAUUCGUUCGACCUAACUUCUAUGAAACGUUAAUUUGUGAAAUACUAAAUAAAUAUGUUUUUAUAGCUAUGACUAAGAAAUAUUUAGUGGUAAAAUACGUGUAUACAGUGGUAACUAAAUAAAGUGCGUACUGAUUCUUAAAA
Zeugodacus cucurbitae (melon fly) is the source of this 5607-nucleotide messenger RNA. RefSeq lists its product as uncharacterized. Gene Ontology annotation, molecular function: DNA-binding transcription factor activity, RNA polymerase II-specific; RNA polymerase II cis-regulatory region sequence-specific DNA binding. Bases 530 to 2830 code for a protein of 766 amino acids. Lineage: Eukaryota; Metazoa; Arthropoda; Insecta; Diptera; Tephritidae. Gene Ontology annotation, biological process: regulation of transcription by RNA polymerase II. Gene Ontology annotation, cellular component: nucleus. The transcript has 5 exons. The record is from RefSeq and is a predicted model, not a curated record.